Brachypodium distachyon (stiff brome) is the source of this 1647-nucleotide messenger RNA. Its product is annotated as myb-related protein Hv33. Gene Ontology annotation, biological process: regulation of stomatal movement. The transcript is spliced from 3 exons. NCBI's taxonomy places the organism in Eukaryota, Viridiplantae, Streptophyta, Magnoliopsida, Poales, Poaceae. Bases 243 to 1382 code for a protein of 379 amino acids. The record is from RefSeq and is a predicted model, not a curated record.
CCUAUCCAUCCAUUAGGCCACGGGGGCCUUGCCUAUCCUCCCUCCCUCCCUUUGCUUCAACCCCACUUUACUGUUGCCUCUCCUCUCCUUUCUUCACAAUGCUCUUUCCCGGGCUCUUUGCUCUUGCACAGUACGAGUACUCUGUACUCUCUCUCUCUUGCUUUGUUGAGCUUGCCUCGCCUAGCUCCACUUUAAUUUGCUGUUAACCUCUAGCUUAAGUCUCAAGCAUCGUUGGGAGCUGCAUGCUCUGCCUGCUGUUUGAGAUAACCGUCGCUUUUAUAUCGCGCCUCUCGCCAUCAUAUAUUGUUGCCAUCACCAGCCGCUACCGCGCCCGCGCCUGCCUGCCUGCCUGUAGCCCUCAACCGCAUCAGGCCACAGCCCCUCACUCGCUCACUCACUCAAGGAUCCAUCCACGCGCUGCCAAGUGUGGUCGUACGAUGGGACGCGAGGGGGCGGCGUGCUCGUCCAAGCCGAAGCUGAGGAGGGGGCUCUGGUCGCCGGAGGAGGACGAGAAGCUCUACAACCACAUCAUCCGCUACGGCGUCGGCUGCUGGAGCUCCGUCCCCAAGCUCGCCGGGUUGGAGAGAUGUGGCAAGAGCUGCCGGCUGAGAUGGAUCAACUACCUGAGGCCUGACCUCAAGAGGGGCAGCUUCUCUCAGGAUGAGGAGGACCUCAUCGUCAGCCUACACAAGAUCCUCGGCAACAGGUGGUCCCAGAUAGCGUCACAGCUGCCCGGCCGGACGGACAACGAGAUCAAGAACUUCUGGAACUCGUGCAUCAAGAAGAAGCUCCGGCAGCUGGGCAUCGACCCGGCCACCCACAAGCCGCUCAACGACGUCGACGACCCCGCCACCACCACACUCGCCGACUCCUGCAACAAGCAGCAGCAGCUAAUUCCCGAUCAGGACGACGACGGAUCACCCUGCUUCAACGGCAGCGACGUCGACCUCCUCCUCGCAGCGGCGCCGCACUCCCCGGUCUGCAGUUUCGACCCGCUCUCGGUCACCAACGUCCCAGCCACAAUGCAUUCCUCCGGCUUCCGCUCCGACGGCAGCCUCUGCGAGUACGGCAACAGUGCCUACACGACCGGCGGGGACAGCUCGAGCAACAGCAACAGUGCCUGGAGCAAUGUGGUGGAGCCGCUGCCGCACAUGGACAUUUUCAUCCGGGACUCGGAGCCGUAUAACCACCCGUUCGACCCGGCCAAGUUCAUCAGCUCCUGGAACCACCAGCAGCCCCAUCAGCAGCAGCACCCGGCGGACCAAGACGUUGGCGGCGGCUCCGCGAGCUUCCCGAUCCGGUCGUUGUCCCGGGACGUCCUGCCCGAGUCGUGCUUCCAGCUCGCCCGCGGCGCCCUGGAGGACGAGUUCGACUUCCUCUGACUUUCACUCCACCUCAUCACAAGAUCGAUCAGCGUCAGGAACAUGUCAUUGUGUGGCUUGAUCGAUCACAGGUUCACACUACACGUAUACGAUAUUUUUUCCUCCCCUCCGACUCCUUACGUACGUACGUAUAUUGAUUAAGAUGUUUAAUUAACACAACGGUACAGUGUGAUCAUAUCAAUAAGGGUUAAUAUGCAUGUAUACGUUCCUCAAUUCAUGGGGACCAUGUUUUGUAUGGAAAUUAAGAUUUUAGACUUUUCUUUCA